Stomoxys calcitrans (stable fly) is the source of this 1263-nucleotide messenger RNA. RefSeq names its product ubiquitin-conjugating enzyme E2 G2 (gene Ubc7). Gene Ontology annotation, cellular component: cytosol; endoplasmic reticulum. The transcript is spliced from 6 exons. Lineage: Eukaryota; Metazoa; Arthropoda; Insecta; Diptera; Muscidae. Bases 406 to 909 code for a protein of 167 amino acids. The record is from RefSeq and is a predicted model, not a curated record.
ACGUUUUUAUUUAGAUCUGUUUUUGCCCCUAUACUUGAAGAAAGAAAAAUUUAUUUUCCCCAGAACAUUCUCCAUUAUCGUAAAAAAUACAAAGCAAAAUUAAAUAAAAAUUACCAAUAUCAGCACAACACAUCAAAAUUAAAGCAGAGUAAACAAAAGUCUCGUCAGCAGGCACACACAUCACAUCUCACACGGUCGCUGCAGCAGCGCAGCUACUUAAUCGUAGAGACGUCUCAUACCAUAAAUAAGGAACAAUAACGACGUAACAACGAAAAGAAACAACAGAGCAAGCAGCCAGCUGAAGCAAAUGUAAAAUUGUAAAUUUCCCGCAAAAGUAGAGAAAGUGCAAGGAAAAUAACAAGUGGUGACCGAAAGGAUAGAGAGUCAACCCACAGAAACAUAAACAUGGCAGGUUCAGCACUUAGAAGACUUAUGGCAGAAUGCAAACAACUGACUUUGGACCCACCAGAUGGCAUAGUGGCAGGGCCAGUAAGCGAAGAUAACUUCUUUGAAUGGGAAGCGUUGAUAGCUGGUCCCGAGGGCACAUGCUUCGAGGGUGGCGUCUUCCCAGCCCGUUUAGUAUUCCCACCCGACUACCCGCUUAGUCCGCCAAAAAUGAAAUUCACCUGUGAAAUGUUUCAUCCGAAUAUUUUUGCUGAUGGACGUGUUUGCAUAUCAAUAUUACAUGCCCCCGGCGAUGAUCCCAUGGGCUAUGAAUCAUCCGCCGAACGCUGGAGUCCUGUGCAAAGUGUGGAGAAGAUAUUACUCAGUGUCGUAUCAAUGUUAGCUGAACCCAACGAUGAGUCUGGAGCCAAUGUUGAUGCGGCUAUAAUGUGGCGCGAAAAACGUGAGGAGUUUAAUAAAAUCGCCAAACGUUUGGUGCGUAAAACCCUGGGUUUGCCCUCAUAAAUAAACAUACCACAAAAUUUUAGAAAUAUGCAAAACGAUUUAAAACAAAAUGUAACUAGAGAAACAUCAUUGAUUUAUAUAUACAAAAAAAAAACUAAAAAAAAAUAUAUAGUAAUAGAAAUGUACGUAGGUUUGUAUCAGCUACAGACCUUUAAAUGAUAAAAUCACCAUUGUAACAAAAAAAAAAAAAUAGAAACUUUAGUUAAAAACAAAACAAAAUCUGUAAUACUAAUCUAAACGAUAAUUUUGUGUUCCCAAACACCAAAAGGAUUUCACAGUAAACAUAAAUUUGAUUACAAAAAACAAAACACAAAAAAAAUGAAUAAAACAAAAGAAAAUAUGAUUUCUCAAAUA